AUGCCAGAACUUCCGUACUACACCAAGCUUCUUUUAACGUCUCCUCCCCAGUUGACUCCACAAGAUCUUCAUGCUGCGAUCAUUCUAAUCAUCGAAGCCUUAGCGUCCGAUUCCAACAACAGUCUUGAAGUAUAUGUGCCAAUCGCUAGCUUUUUGACAAGUCUGAGAACCACAGGCCUCGAUUUGAAAGCUGAAUACAUCGCCAAAGCUGCAGAAGCCGUUUUGCAGUACUCUAAUGUGGUCAAAUUAGCUUCUCCAUCCACUGCAUCAAACGUCACUACUAUCGACAUUGUAGGGACAGGAGGCGACGGCCAGAAUACCUUCAAUGUUUCCACUUCUUCUGCGAUUGUUGCUUCCGGGAUUCCAGGCAUAAAAGUGUGCAAACACGGUGGGAAAGCUUCGACGUCGAAUAGUGGUGCAGGAGAUCUGAUCGGAAUGCUAGGAUGUGAUUCUUCCAAAAUAAACAGUCGCACCGUGCCGCGCUUAUGGGACGACAACUCUUUCUUGUUUCUGCUGGCACCGUUUUUCCACAACGGCAUGAAACACGUGGCGCUGCUGCGCAAACUUCUCCAGAUACCCACUAUUUUCAACGUCUUGGGACCCAUGCUGCAUCCUGUUGGCUGCGUUCAAAAAAGAGUUUUGGGUGUUUACUCCAAAACGCUUGGUCUGGAGUAUGCCCGUGCCGCGGCCAUGGUAUAUCCGGAGAGCGAGGUUUUCGUUGUUUGGGGCCAUGUGGGUCUUGACGAAGUCUCCCCCAUUGGCAAGACCACUGUGUGGCAUACCAAAGCAGGAAACAAGGCGCAAAUUGAGUCUUUUGAAAUUGAGCCCUCGAUGUUCGGUCUCCAAGAACACCCACUCACUGAAUGUGCGUCUUUGGGCCCUCAAGAAAACGCCAAAACACUUACGACAAUUCUCGAUGGCAAGUACCGCAGCGGCGAAAAUGCUAUCUACGAUUACAUCUUGCUCAAUACGGCAGUGCUAUACUGUUUGUGCAAUGGGCAUAAGGACUGGGCUUUAGGUGUAGAAAAGGCUGAGGAUGCCAUUCACUCUGGGAGAGCCAAAGAUUCGCUGCUGAAGUUUAUCUCAGACACCAAGGCCCUGUGA
Lachancea sp. 'fantastica' is the source of this 1104-nucleotide messenger RNA. The record is from the annotation of a GenBank genome assembly. NCBI's taxonomy places the organism in Eukaryota, Fungi, Ascomycota, Saccharomycetes, Saccharomycetales, Saccharomycetaceae.